UACACAUUAUCAAAGGCACUUUGAUAAUUGAACAAAAUGAGAUUAAAUCUAGUAUAUUUUAAAUAUAAACAUCAUGCGAAAUCGCCUCAAAAUCCAGAAAAAGUUCCAUUUAAAGAAGUAACAUCCUUAUCCCUAAGAAAUUAUGUCGUUGGUGAAGGAAGCAAAACUUUGGAGAACAAAUGUUUAUAUGAAAUGUCACUAUUAUUUCGGUGUUGGAAAGAAAAUCACUUUAACGACAGUAUCUGUGCUAAUCACAUGCAGAAAUUAGACAACUGUUAUAAGAACUACAUGAAAACUGCAGCUGAAUCCAAGAAACUCAAACAGAUCGAAAUUCCUUCUCCUUCUGCUAAAAGCUACACAAGUAAACAAAUUAAUUAUAUGUUACGUAUGUAUCCAAAUGUAUAG
This is a messenger RNA of Habropoda laboriosa, 405 nucleotides long. Its product is annotated as coiled-coil-helix-coiled-coil-helix domain-containing protein 1-like. The record is from RefSeq and is a predicted model, not a curated record. The transcript is spliced from 3 exons. Gene Ontology annotation, cellular component: mitochondrion; mitochondrial ribosome; nucleoplasm. Gene Ontology annotation, molecular function: RNA binding. The coding region runs from base 37 to 405 and encodes 122 amino acids. Lineage: Eukaryota; Metazoa; Arthropoda; Insecta; Hymenoptera; Apidae. Gene Ontology annotation, biological process: mitochondrial translation.